Messenger RNA from Suncus etruscus (white-toothed pygmy shrew), 1171 nucleotides. RefSeq names its product carbonyl reductase [NADPH] 1-like. Gene Ontology annotation, molecular function: carbonyl reductase (NADPH) activity. Lineage: Eukaryota; Metazoa; Chordata; Mammalia; Eulipotyphla; Soricidae. The record is from RefSeq and is a predicted model, not a curated record. The coding region runs from base 26 to 985 and encodes 319 amino acids. The transcript has a single exon.
ACCUUGAGGUUCCAGAGAUCAAACCAUGCUCCCGACAAGUGACCUGGGUGAGUCCAUGGACCCUGCAGGCUGCACUCUGCCAUCCAACAAACUCGUGGCGCUGGUGACCGGGGCCAACCGGGGCCUGGGCUUCAACCUGGUGCGGGAGCUGUGCCGGCAAUUCUCCGGGGACGUGAUGCUCACGGCGCGGGAUCCAGGCCGGGGCCAGGCGGCCGUACAGCAGCUGCAGGCUGAGGGCCUGAGUCCCCGCUUCCACCAGCUGGACGUCAACGACCUGCAGAGCAUCCGCGCCCUGCGCGAUUUCCUGAUGAAGGAAUACGGAGGGCUCGACUUGCUGGUGAACAACGCCGGCGUCUUUCUGUGUAAUAGGAAUCCCAAACUAUCAUUUCCUGAUGAAGCUGAGUUGACUGUGAAGACAAACUUUCACGGCACCAGAAAUGUCUGCAUGGAGUUGCUGCGUCUCUUGAGACCUGGAGGCAGAGUGGUGAAUCUGUCCAGCUCAGAGAGCCUCCGCGUUUUUAAGGAAUGCAGCCCAGAACUGCAGAAGAAGUUUAAAAGCGACACCAUCACCGAGGAGGAGCUGGUGGAGCUCAUGGACGAGUUUGUGGAAGAUGUGAAGAACGGGGUUUAUCACGUAGAGGACUGGCUGACGCCCACCUAUGGCAUGUCGAAGAUCGGCAUCGUGGUGCUGUCCAGCAUCCUGGCCAGGAAGCUCGACGAGCAGAGGAAAGGGGACGGGAUCCUUCUCAACGCCUGCUGUCCUGGCUGGGUGAGAACCGACAUGGGUGGGCCCGAAGCCAUGAAGAGCCCAGAAGAAGGAAUAAAGCUUCUGUUGUAUUUGGCACUCCUGCCCCCAGAGGCAAAGGGCCCUCAUGGGCAAUUCGUUAUAGAAAACAACUCCAAAGAUUGGGUGAAGAGACAUUUAGGCCUCGAGGAGACUGAUGAUUUGACUGACGAUUUAACCUUGAAAAUACACUGGAUCUGAUCGAAACCACUGGAAAAGUGUCUUCCACAGGCACAACAUGAUUCACGCCAUCACCGAUUGCACUCGCUCCUGCUUAUUUCUCUCCUACUUGUCACAUACGGCAACAAAAAUUAAACAGAAAUAAAGAGCUAGAAACAAUGAGUCUGCUAUAAGGAAUGGAAAAACAUUAUCUAAUAGGCAAGUUGU